Molecule: messenger RNA, 1107 nt
Organism: Chondrus crispus (carragheen)
Lineage: Eukaryota; Rhodophyta; Florideophyceae; Gigartinales; Gigartinaceae
Exons: 2
Coding region: 1-702 (233 amino acids)
Biological process (GO): carbon utilization
Molecular function (GO): zinc ion binding; carbonate dehydratase activity
Source: RefSeq, a predicted model, not a curated record
AUGCCUGCCUUCCUCCCCCCGGUAACACUGAUUUCCCUCCCCCGCCCCCCAGCCAUCUCCCCUCGCCGACUCCCGCGCGCCACCCUAGCUGUCAAGGGUUCCGCCCGCGCUCAAGAAAUUCUCACCGGGCUUCUCGCCUCCAACAAUGACUAUAUCGCCGGCGCCCCGCUCCCGCAAUCCCGUCUCGCCUCGCCGACCUUGCGCGAGAACCUCGCCAUCAACGGCCAGCAUCCCGAAGUCGCCGUCAUCGCCUGCGCUGACUCCCGUGUCGCACCGGAGAUCAUCUUCCGCGCAGGAUUGGGGCAACUCUUCACUAUCCGCAACGCAGGUAACGUCGCUUGGGGCGACGCUGUCGUCGGCUCCGUCGAGUUUGCCGUCACCGUACUGCAAGUCCCGCUCGUCAUUGUUUUGGGGCAUACCAUGUGUGGUGCCGUUGGGGCGGCAAUCGAGACUGCGACCAGCGGCGAAAUGACCGCCAAGUCCCCGCUUGCUAACCAUGUCGCCCGGAUUGCAGAGGUCAUCAAGCCCGUUCUUGGGGACGAAAAUGUAGAGUCGAGCGCGGUUGUUGAGAACGUAAAAGAUGGCGUCCAACGAUUGUUAGGCGGUGGGUCGCAAGUCGCAAAGCUUGCCAAGAGCAAAGAUAUUGCCGUCGUUGGAGCCAUCUACGAUAUCGUUUCUGGACAAGUCAAUGUCGUCGCAUAGCGCCGCAGUCGUACAAGGCGUUUCGCAGAGACGCUCCCCUGAGAUUGCUAGAGGUGCAGGCGAUUCAGGCAUUUGAUUCAUGCAGCUUUGGCCCGGACCAGCUUCCGGAUUUCCCUAUCGCCUUUGAGUGCCGAUGGCUCCGGUUGUGCACUUGCGUGGGUCGUCACUUUCACGACUACAUGUAUUCGUCACAACCUGACGAACAGGACAUCAGUUUAUUUCAAAUUAGCUCACAAGUCUUUAGAGCUGGUAAGUAGCUCGUGUCACAAUUUGCGGUUCAUCUUUCGAAGAUGGGACUGCAUCUACUACGUGUGCAAUCUUGCCUCAUCCGUACGACGUACGAAGCCAUCAAAAUCGUACGAUCAGUAAAGCAACUGAAGCCCCGCGACAGCCGACGCCGCUUUU